GUGGGGGCGUCGUCAGGAGCCGGUCAGGUGAGGCGGGCCCUGCUGGGGGAAAUGUUUCCGUGAAGGGGGCUGGACGACCCCGACAGACUACCAGCAGGGACAGGAUAUGUCCAGUGUUUCACUGUGUUUUCUCGGUGUAAUGCAGCUGAACAGGGUCAGCAUUGAUCACGUUCAGUCCUCGGCAGUGUGUCCAUCGGUGUGCCCGCCUGUUUGAGCUCCGGAGGCGGCGGGAAUGGAGCGGCGCGACGGGGACCAGAAUGAGAGCUGCGCGUCCCAACAAAACACGAUGUGGAGACAGUUCCAAGCCAAAGCCAAGCCGCUGCUCAGCCCCAAGCUGGGCUCCAGGGAGCCCGAGGAGAAGAAGGAGCGGGGCAUGUGGAUGUUCAAGAAGAUGAAGAGGAAGGAGGAGGUCGCCAGCUUGGACCGGGUGAUCUCCUCCUCGCAGCCGGACCUGCUCUUCUCCUCUCGGGUGGAUUUGGAGGCGAAGGAGCUCUGCGGCAAGGCGGCGGCGGCGGCGGCGGCCGGGAGCGGCUCCGGGCUCGGCAGGGAGAAGCCGCACAAGUCGGAGAAGCCCACGCUGGCUCAGCUGGUGCAGUCCCACCACAAGAGCUCCUCUCUGGGCUCAGCGUGUCUGGAGAGGCUGGCCGAGCCCGCGGACGGCAGCGGCGGCGGCGGCGGAGGAGGAGGCGGCGACGCGGCAACAGCUGCCGCAGCAGCGGAACCACAGCUGGACGGCAGCGACGAGCAGCCGGGUAUGGGAGCUCCGUGCUCCUCGGGGGUCACGUCCGAGCGAGCCAUCCACAGCUCAGGGAUGUACAAGCUGGAGAUCGAGCUGAAGAGAGGAAACAACCUGGCCGUCAGAGACAGAGGAGGCAGCAGUGAUCCGUAUGUGAAGUUCAAGCUGGCGGGUAAAGAGGUGUUCAGGAGCAAAACCAUCCACAAAAACCUGAACCCGGUGUGGGACGAGAAGACGACUCUGAUAAUGGACUGCCUGAGUGACCCCUUGUAUGUAAAGGUGUUUGACUACGACUUCGGCCUCCAGGACGACUUCAUGGGCUCUGCUUAUCUCUACCUGGAGUCUCUGGAGCAGCAGAGGACGAUCCCUGUGACUCUGGUGCUGAAGGACCCUCAGCACCCGGACCAGGACCUGGGCUCUCUGGAGCUCGCCGUCACCCUGACGCCCAAAGAAAGUCCGCUGGAGGAGCGGCGAGGCUCCACGACCAUGCUGCUCAGGAGAUCCUGGAAACGUUCCACAAAGCAGCAGCAGUCUCUGCGUCUCUCAGACGUCCACAGGAAGUCUCAGCUGUGGCGAGGGAUCGUCAGCAUCGCUCUGAUCGAGGGCCGGAACCUGAUCCCCAUGGACCCCAACGGGCUGAGCGACCCCUACGUCAAGUUCAGACUGGGCCCCCAGAAGUACCGCAGCAAGACGGUGCCUAAGACCCUGAGUCCUCAGUGGAGGGAGCAGUUUGACCUCCACCUGUACGAGGAGACGGGAGGCGUGCUGGAGAUCACAGUGUGGGACAGAGACACCGGCAGGAGGGACGACUUCAUCGGACGCUGCCAGUUGGACCUCUCCACUCUGUCCAAAGAACACACUCACCACCUGGAGCUCCCGCUGGAGGAGUCCCGGGGCUUCGUGGUGCUGCUGGUCACGCUGACUGCCUCGGCUCACGUGUGCAUCGCCGACCUGUCCGUCACGCCGCUGGACGACCCGCAGGAGCGCAGGGAGAUCAUCAAACGCUACAGCGUGAUGAAGUCGUUCUCCAACAUGAGAGACGUUGGCGUCCUGCAGGUCAAAGUGAUGAGAGCUGAAGGACUCAUGGCUGCAGACGUCAACGGUAAGAGUGAUCCGUUCUGUGUGUUGGAGCUGAACAACGACCGACUGCAGACUCACACCGUUUACAAGAACCUGAAUCCAGAGUGGAACAAAGUCUUCACCUUUAACGUUAAAGACAUCCACUCGGUGUUGGAGGUGACGGUGUUUGAUGAGGACAGAGACAGGAGCGCUGACUUCCUGGGAAAAGUGGCCAUCCCUUUAUUACACAUCCGUAACGGAGAGCAGAAGACUUACCUGUUGAAAAACAAGGAGCUGACCGGACUGACUAAAGGAGUCAUUUACCUGGAGUUUGAUGUCAUCUACAACACAGUUAAAGCUGCUCUGAAGACCGUCGUCCCUGCAGAGCAGAAAUACAUCGAGGAAGAACCAAAAGUCUCCAAACAGCUGCUGCAGCAGAACUUUAACCGGGUGAAGAGAUGCAUCAUGGUCCUGAUCAGCUACGGGACGUACAUCAACAGCUGCUUCGAGUGGGAGUCAGCACAGAGGAGCAUCAUCUCCUUCAUGCUGUUCGUGGUGGUCGUGUGGAACUUUGAGCUCUACAUGUUGCCUCUCGCUCUGCUGCUGCUGCUCGCCUGGAACUACUUAUUCUCCUCCAGCAGAGACACUGCAGACAUGUCCAUGGAGGCCAUGUUUGAAUGGGAGGAUGAAGAAGAAGAUAAAGAUGACAAGGAGUCGGAGCCUAAAGGCUUCAUUGACAAACUGUACGCCAUCCAGGACGUGUUCAUCAGCGUGCAGAGCGCGCUGGACGAAGUGGCGUCAUACGGAGAGAGGAUAAAGAACACCGUAAACUGGACAGUGCCUUUUCUGAGCUGGUUGGCGAUCGCUGCCUUAUGUUCGGCCACAGUUCUUCUCUACCUCGUUCCCCUUCGAUACAUUGUGCUGGUGUGGGGGGUGAAUAAGUUCACCAAGAAGCUGCGCAACCCGUACCUGAUCGACAACAACGAGCUGCUGGACUUCCUGUCCAGAGUUCCCUCUGACGUCCAAGUGAUGCAUUACCGGGAGCUGAAGGUGGACCCCGGUCAGAGUCCCAACAAACGCCGAACAAGGACGAACCCUAGUUAGCCGCCCGCCCUCUCCCCUGUAAACUGUGUAAACUACGUUAUUUAUAUAUUUCUUGUAUAUUUUGAUGAUCAUGGAGAAGUUGUAACUGUUGAGUUGUUUGUUCUUUGUUUUUGUUACUGUGGAAAGAUUUAUUUUCUAAACCUUGUAAAGAAAAAUAUGCUCUUAAUGUUUUUUAAUGAUCUGUUUUAAACUACUACACACACAGAGUCUAAUAAUAAUAAUAAUAACGACAAUAAUAAUAAUAACAAUAAUAAUGUAUGUUAUGAAUGUUACACGGACUAUGCAUGUGUGAAGGUUUGCUGCUGCUGCAUGGAGUCUCUAAAUGUUUGAUUUCUCUCAACAUUUGUGUGAUUCAGUGUGUUCGUCGCUGCAUGUUUUUUUAUCACAGUUCCUCCACACACACACACACACACACACACACACACACGCACACACACACACACUCAAGAGUAAAUAUUAUUCUUUUUACUGAAUAAUCAUUAUCUGUAUUUUUACAGGAACUUUUUGUGUCCGUUUAUUUUAUUUUGAAUCUUUGCUUUUUGCCUGAUUCUUAUGGAGGACGGAACCCGCCAAAAUAAAUUAAUUAAUUACUUAAUAGAUUAAUUUAUAUACACUAAUGGCCAAUAAUUAGUCUAUAAAAUGUGACAUAAAAUGUAAUUUCUAUUUUAAUUUGCAUCUUUAUUUUUUUUUGCCAUUGUAUUAAUUUUCCUAUUUUUUUACAUCACUGUUUUAUUUUAUUUUAUUUUCCCUUAAGUAAAUAUAUUUAUUUUUUAAAAAGGAAAUAUGGAUGUUUUUACAAAUAAAUGCUAAGAAAAAAAAAC
Molecule: messenger RNA, 3720 nt
Organism: Centropristis striata (black sea bass)
Lineage: Eukaryota; Metazoa; Chordata; Actinopteri; Perciformes; Serranidae
Gene: mctp1b
Product: multiple C2 domains, transmembrane 1b
Exons: 21
Coding region: 233-2899 (888 amino acids)
Biological process (GO): regulation of neurotransmitter secretion
Cellular component (GO): synaptic vesicle membrane
Molecular function (GO): calcium ion binding
Source: RefSeq, a predicted model, not a curated record